GAUCUUGAGGAGCUUCCCCAGCUGCACGAGCCGUUUAUCCAACAGUAUCUCAAGGGGCGGGAGGCACUGAUCCAGGAAGAAAAGAGGCAACGACAUGAUUUCAAUCUGCGAAAAUCGCUUUCCCCUCUAGCUAGACAGGCAUGCGGGAUUGUCUCGCGCAUCCGAAGCCGCGAGUUGACCCGCGUCUGGUCGAAGGAGGUGGACAACGAAGACGCCGCGCACCAGGCCGACGAGAUCCUGUAUCCCGGGGUGAUGUUCCAUCUGGCCAAGGGGAGGAUGGAAGGGACGGAUCUGUGGAAGAUUGUGCAUCGGAUGCCCAAGGGGUCGUUGUUGCACGCGCACAUGGACGCCAUGUUCGACAUUGACUUUCUCGUCGAGCAGGCUCUGGCGACUUCGGGGAUUCAUAUCUCGGCGUCGAACCCACUGCUUACAUCCAAAGAUCUCGAGGAAGAGCCCGUCUCGUUUCGGUUUUCGGCGAAGCCCAAGACGGAAUCCAAGGGGAAACCAUCGCUCUGGGAGGAAGGCUACGAAGCUGCUUCGCUGGUCGAUAUCAAGGUCGCGGCGGCUGCGUUCCCGCAGGGAGGCGAAGAUGGGUUCCGCAACUGGCUGCGCAGCCGGUGCGUCAUCUCGCCGGAGCACUCGUUCUACCAUCAUCACGGGGUUGAUGCCAUCUGGGCCAUCUUCCAGCGUGCGUUCCCCGUUAUCGACAGCAUCCUGUUCUACGAGCCGAUCUUCCGCGCGUGUCUGCGCCGGCUGUUCGUGCAGCUCGCCGCCGACGGGGUUCGGUACGUCGAGUUCCGGAUCGGCUUUGGGCUCGGGUUCCGUCGCGAGGGCCACGAGGAGAGCGAGCCGGAUCAUCUCUUCGCCUGCCAGGUGUUUCAGGAGGAGGUGGAGCGCUUCCAGGCGACCGAAGAGGGGCGCAAUUUUUACGGGGCGCGGAUUAUUUAUUCCAUCCUUCGCAGAUUCAAGGACGACCAGAUUGUCGACUUCAUGAAGAAGUGCAUCCAGGCGAAGCAGGCCUUUCCCGACGUGAUCUGUGGGAUCGAUUUUGUCGGACAGGAGGACCAGGGCCGCCCGCUAGUCGACCUGGUGCCCGUGCUGUUCUGGUUUCGCAAACGGUGCGUCGAGGAAGGCGUCGAGAUCCCGUUUUUCUUCCACGCAGGCGAGUGCCUAGGUGACGGCGACGCAACGGACCAGAACCUGUUCGACGCCAUCCUGCUGGGCACCCGGCGGAUCGGCCACGGGUUCUCGCUCUACAAGCACCCGUUGCUCACGGACCUUGUCAAAGAGAAGAAGAUCCUCGUCGAGUGCUGUCCCAUCUCCAACGAGAUCCUGCGUCUCACUAGCUCGAUUAAAGCGCAUCCCUUGCCUGCCUUGCUGGCCCGCGGGGUCGCCGUCUCUCUGUGCAACGACGAUCCCGCCAUCCUCGGCCACGGCAAGAACGGCCUUACCCACGACUUCUGGCAGUCGCUCCAGGGUCUCGAGAACCUCGGCCUUGAAGGCCUGGCCAUGAUGGUCGAGAACUCCAUCCGCUGGAGCUGCUAUGAGGACCAGUCCGCCGCCGAAUGGAAGGCCGACAUCCACGACGGUAUCCUGGGCGAGGGGGUCAAGGCCGUCCGCCUGCAGGAAUGGUAUGCCGAUUUCGAAGCGUUCUGCCAGUGGAUUGUUACAGAAUACGGCGACACGGCAGAUGAUUAAGAAACCCUUUCCCUUUCGAUUUUCGAUUUUUUUUUGUCUCUUUCUAGCGUAUCAGCUCAACGCAUAUACCCAUCCUUAUUUGCGGUGAAGUCGUGUCUGGCAGUAUCUUGACGCAUCUCAACAUGCAAUAUAUACGGAGUACUCCUGUUGCGAAAUAUAAAGUCACCUAUAGCAUAGUAUAUUAUAGAAAACUAUACAAAAAAAAAUUC
This is a messenger RNA of Penicilliopsis zonata CBS 506.65, 1907 nucleotides long. RefSeq lists its product as hypothetical. The record is from RefSeq and is a predicted model, not a curated record. Gene Ontology annotation, molecular function: adenosine deaminase activity. Gene Ontology annotation, biological process: inosine biosynthetic process; adenosine catabolic process. Lineage: Eukaryota; Fungi; Ascomycota; Eurotiomycetes; Eurotiales; Aspergillaceae. The transcript has 2 exons. Bases 253 to 1698 code for a protein of 481 amino acids.